Cyphellophora attinorum is the source of this 798-nucleotide messenger RNA. RefSeq lists its product as uncharacterized. Bases 1 to 798 code for a protein of 265 amino acids. The transcript has a single exon. The record is from RefSeq and is a predicted model, not a curated record. Lineage: Eukaryota; Fungi; Ascomycota; Eurotiomycetes; Chaetothyriales; Cyphellophoraceae.
AUGUCGCAGCAUCCGCUUUCCUUUGUGAGUCGUGUCAUCCAGGCGAAAUACUUGACACCGUCCGUGCCUAUCGACCGCCAAGUCAUAAUGCGUCUCUUUCACUUCUACCUCGUUAGCGCCACAGCUCUCGCUGCCCCGAUCUUGCAGAAUUCCCAGCUAAGUGAAGCUUCUCGACAUACUGUGAGGGCCGACGAAGGUCUUCUCAACUGCAUGCUCCACGAGGACAACACCGACCCCAUCCGUUGCGCCAAAGCCAGAUCGCUCCAGAGCGAAGCUGGUGUUGAUGCAGUGAUUGUUCGGCGCGAUGCAAUGCCUGUGAGAUUUACCCCAGAGAAUAACUUCGAGGAACAAGAUCCUCGGAACCAACGACGACAGCCACAAGGACCCGUGCCCAUGCCCUGCAAUCUGUUCUCCUGUGGUAUUCUUCCAAGAGGCGUCAAGGACCUCUUCAACCUACAACAAUUCCGAGAAUCUGCUCCAUCUAUUGUCAGAAGUGGGAAGAGAUCUAUCAGCAACCUACUAUCACGCAUACCAUCGCCCGCCUCAGUCUGCAGUCAGCCAUCGACGAACCUCGGUUAUGUGCUCCUCUGCGCCGGCAGAACCAAGACGCCCGCUACGGCUGCCGAAAUCGAGACCGCGCUUGAUGCUGUGGACAAGCGAGCGGUCGCUCGCGAGGCAAGCAACGAACCACGUGAGCCGACAUUGAAGGCGGCCGCCACAACAGAACCUGUUAGGAGGGACCUCAAAGAGUUGUUAUCUGAUGGCUGUCUCAGAAAUCCGCUGAGAUGUGUAGGCUGA